GCUCCCGCAGCAGCACUCAUCUCGUGGAGUCUCGCUUUGUUUUCGUUUCGACUCGUGCGUUUGCGACGAGUGGUUCACGCGUUGGAAAUAAGAGGCAGUUAAAAAUGUUCGCAUAUACGUACAGUUUUUAAGUUCUUGAAGAAGAAUCCGCAAGAUCGCAAGGUCUCACAAGACCUGCGAAGAAUUUUGUACUCCGAGAGAAAUAUAUAAAUAGAAUAGAAAAUAUAUACUCGAGAUAACAAGAUUCAGUCUAAUGAGUGAUAAUAAGCAAGGAUUUAUUGCUGUACAUGUUGGUGCUGGACAACACUCGGCGUCGCUCAGGGAAAAAUAUCAAAAGUUAUGUCGCGAUGCGUGCAAAGUGGCAGCACAAAGUUUGAAGUCCAAUGGCAGCGCAUUAGACGCAGUGGUCGAAGCAGUGGUUGUAUUGGAAGAUUCUCCUAUGACAAACGCUGGAUUCGGAUCAAAUCUCACGUUGAAUGGAACGGUGGAGUGCGACGCGAGUGUAAUGGACGGCAGCAGUUUGCAGUAUGGUGCGGUCGGUGCGGUUAGCGGAAUAAAAAAUCCUGUUUUGUUGGCAAAGCGUUUGUGUGAGCAGCAGUCCAUUAAGUUUGCAUACGGCAGAAUUCCACCUAGCUUUUUGGUUGGAAAUGGAGCACAUAUCUGGGCACACGAAAUGGGCAUACAAAUUUUACCACCGGAACAAUUAAUAUCAGUGAGAGCACAAAAGAUAUACAAGCAUUAUAAAAGAAAAGUGGAAGGUUGCAGUGCCGAGGUUCAAAAGUGUGCUAAGAAAAGGAUGGACACAGUAGGUGCGAUAUGUGUUGAUGAUAAUGGAAAUAUCGCUUCGGCUUGCUCGAGCGGUGGUAUAAUCUUAAAAUAUCCCGGAAGAGUUGGGCAGGCUGGAGUAUGGGGCUGUGGUGCCUGGGCUUGCAAAGAUACUCCGUAUUCAGUAGGCACUAGUACUUCAGGUUGUGGAGAACAUCUUGUGCGCACCUCGUUAGCGCGUACAGUUGCGGAAGCUAUCUCAGACACAUCUUGUCCGACUACGAGUUUGCAUCGAGCAAUGAGCACAGAUUUUAUCGAUUCGAAAUUUCUCCAUGGACUUGAACAGAAACUCGGUGGUGUCAUCGCUGUACGGUAUUCGCCACAAGAAGGAUCUGGCGAUUUUCUCUGGAGCCAUUCCACAAAUUCUAUGAUAAUAGGUUACAUGAAUACAUGUGAACGUGCACCUCUGAGUUACAUGUCGGUCUUACCAUCGCAUGAGGUAGGUAAGAAAGCUGUUGUCGAAGGUGUCUGCUUUAAACUAACAGAACCUGACAAAGUCUGAGAACGAGAUUACAUACGUCAUCUCUCAGAUGUAAUAAACUUUUAUAAAGAAUUAUUACUUACAGCCUAAAAUAUCUUAUAUAUAAAAUUUUUUUAUAAAACCACGAUAAUUUCAUGAAAUACAUAGAUGCUGCCAUUAAAUAAUUUUCCAUGAUCACAAUUUUCUACAGCAAAUAUAUUUUCCUAAAUUUUAUAUUACUGUAAAUUACAAGUACCUUGUAUAAAUGCAAUGAUGAUUACUGUUAACAUGUGCAAAUACAAUCCUGAUAACAAUUUGAAAUAAUAUUUUGUUUAUAUCGAUUUAUAUGUUUAUAUAUACAGAAAUAUUUCACCUAUUAUAUAAUACAUAUAAAGUACAUGUGUAUAUAGUGUCCCAUUACAACCAACAGAGUCUAGAGCUAAGGUGAUAUCGAGAUCACUUUUUAAAUGGAAUUGUAGCUAAUUAUUCAAGUGUGUAAUUUAACUGUGUGUAACUUAACAAAAUCUACAAUUUAUUUCGAGAGAAAAUAAAUAUAUUUGACACUAUCAAGAAAAAAAGAUUGGUUUACAAUCAAAAUACUGUACAAUUUCAAAAAGAAAAUUGAUAAAGUAAAUAUACAUUAUAAAGUUCAAAUAGGAAAAGAGAGAACUUGUGUCGUAUACCAAGGGAGAUGACCGAAGGCAUCUAACCCCUUCAAUCGAAGAGACUCCGAAACAAUUUUUACAACUCAGAGACUCCAAAACAAUUUUUGUAUUAAUAACUCAUUGUUAUUCAUAGCUAAAUAACGCAAAGCGAGUUCAAACUAUUAUCACGAAUACAGAAUGUAAUACGAGUUUUAAAAGAUUUUGUAACAAACCAGCGUUACGAGUGAAAUAUUUUUAUAUGCUAUUGUAUUAUAACCAUUUUCAUAUAAUAUUGUAAGAAAAAAUACCGGAUCUAAUUUAGCUUUGAAUAAAUCUGACUCUAUUAUAAUUAGACACUUUAUAUCUCAACUAAUAAAUAUGUACAUUCUCGAUAAACUGACCUUUUUCUUCCUUUUCAAUAGAUUUCUAACCAGGAUCGUAGUACUACGAUUUAUAU
Molecule: messenger RNA, 2386 nt
Organism: Temnothorax curvispinosus
Lineage: Eukaryota; Metazoa; Arthropoda; Insecta; Hymenoptera; Formicidae
Gene: Tasp1
Product: threonine aspartase 1-like
Exons: 10
Coding region: 254-1327 (357 amino acids)
Biological process (GO): protein maturation
Molecular function (GO): threonine-type endopeptidase activity
Source: RefSeq, a predicted model, not a curated record